CAUUAAAUUACGUUUUUCACUCGUCUUUGAUUUUUAAUUUUUAUUAAUUUCAAUAUCAUAGAAUAUCGUAGAAUAUCGUAGAAUAACUAUUAACAAUCGGCAACAAUGAUGACAAAUCUAUAUUAAAUAAUUUUGAGAGUAUUAUUUUCUCCAAAACCGGCAACGCAAUCAACAAUGCCAUGAACUUGGCUUGGUCAAUACUGAUCGUUGUCCUACUGACAUUCUGUCUACAUUCAGCUCAUCCAUCUACAGGGACUGGGAAAACGAUCAUCUACGAAACAGAAUGUAAACACCUACGAAUGGGCCAGUUCAUGUGCCCCGAUGAUGGGUAUGAAUUCAUCGACCCAGAGACGCAGCAGUUACGCGGGUGUACCAAAGACAAUGUUGCUCAAGUUCGGUGUAAGGCAAGCGAUGGUAUUGUGUGUUUAGAAACCAAAAACUCAACAUUUUGGAAAGAGUUUCCAUGUAAAUGGACCAAUGGUUACCAUUAUGACACAUCACUGUUAUUGUCCAUUUUCCUGGGCAUGUUUGGCGUGGACCGUUUCUAUCUAGGUUACCCGGCAAUUGGUCUACUGAAACUAUGCACUCUUGGGUUUAUGUUCAUUGGCCAGUUGGUCGAUGUAGUACUUAUUGCCACACAAAUUGUUCGUCCUGCUGAUGGAUCACAUUAUAUCAUUCCUUAUUAUGGUCCUGGCAUUAACUUUAUACUAAUGGACAAUGAAACUUACAGACAACCACAAGAUGAUUGGUUUGUUGAUCAUAAUGAACUAUAAAGCGUUAAAAAAAAUUACUAUAAGUAUCUAGAUUAAGUUUACUUACUAUUAUUACCAUUAAAGUUAUGAGAUGUAUCAAUUAUUUUGUUAA
Molecule: messenger RNA, 864 nt
Organism: Myzus persicae (green peach aphid)
Lineage: Eukaryota; Metazoa; Arthropoda; Insecta; Hemiptera; Aphididae
Gene: bisc
Product: TM2 domain-containing protein CG10795
Exons: 4
Coding region: 180-773 (197 amino acids)
Source: RefSeq, a predicted model, not a curated record